AUGAGUGAGGCAGGGAAGGCCACCCUCCCGGGGAAGGCCACCCUCCCGGAGGUGGCCAGCGCAGUGUCCCGCCGGGCGGCCCAGGAAGACCUGUCAUCCCUGGGAGGCGGAGAUUCGCCCCAGGCCCCAGGGACCAGCAGCCUGGCCGCAGACUCGGCCCCCCAGGCCAGCAGCGCGGCCGCGGGCGCCAAGGGCAAGGCGCCCAAGAAGGUCAUCGCCAAGAAGGUGAGUGGAUCCGUCAAGUGGUUCAAUGUGAGGUACGGGUACGGUUUCAUCAGCAGGCACGACACCCAGGAAGACGUGUUCGUCCACCAGACGGCCAUCACCCGCAACAACCCCCACAAGUACCUACGCAGUCUGGGCAACGGCGAGGCUGUCGAGUUCGACGUGGUGCAGGGCAGGCAGGGCACCGAGGCUGCGAACGUGACCGGGCCAGCCGGCGCCCCAGUGCAGGGCAGCCGCUUCGCGGCCAACCGGCCCCGCUUCCGCCGUGGCUUCCACCGCCGUGGCUUCUACUUCCGCCAUCACGAGCCGCAGCACCGCGGGGCCUGGGCCGCCCAGUGGGACGUCGAGGACCCCGAACCGAGCAGAGAAGACUUCGCCGUCGCCCGCGGCCAGAGGCGCUGCCUGCCCAGCCGCCCCCAAGACCAGGGGCUGUGGCGCUUCCCGCCCUUCCGCAGGGCCCCGCCCGCCGCCCGCCACCCGGCCGUCUGCGCUCCCGCCGCCGCCUGCGGCGCGCGGGCCGCCGCCCAGCAGCCUGCGGCCGCCCCAGACGCCAGGCCCGAGGGCUCGCCGCCGCCGCCACGCCGGGGGCCCGGCCUGAGCUACCGGCGCAGCCGCCCCAGGGGCCGGGGCCUCGUCCCUGUUCCGCAGCCCCCGGAGCAGCCGGAGGCCGAAAACAAGGAGGGCGGCAGCGAGGCCGGAGGCCUGCUGGAGAAGCCCCCGCCGUGCCACGAAUGCCAGCGCCCCAGCAGCCCGUGCCGCCUCCCGCAGCAGCCGCCUGGCGCCCAGGGCCAGAAGCCCGAAGGAGGAGAGGGCGCGACCCGGAAGGGCCCUGCUGCCAAACCCGCUGGCGCUGCCAAGAAGAGCAGCGCCUCAGAGGAGGAUGCCGAGGCUGCAGGUGCAGAUGCCUCCUCUGCUGCUCAGGCCCAGUGA
This is a messenger RNA of Molossus molossus (Pallas's mastiff bat), 1155 nucleotides long. RefSeq names its product Y-box-binding protein 3-like. The coding region runs from base 1 to 1155 and encodes 384 amino acids. Gene Ontology annotation, molecular function: nucleic acid binding. Lineage: Eukaryota; Metazoa; Chordata; Mammalia; Chiroptera; Molossidae. The record is from RefSeq and is a predicted model, not a curated record. Gene Ontology annotation, biological process: regulation of gene expression. The transcript has a single exon. Gene Ontology annotation, cellular component: nucleus.